CAGUAAAACGUGACGUCACUAACAUAUAUUCGAGAAUGGAGGAAACAUCUCUUGACGAAAUUCUCCUUGUGGCCGCUCUAGACUUUGGAACAACUUACUCUGGAAUUGCCUGGUCUUUUACGAACGAAUUCGAAAAAUAUCCUCUUCGAAUCAACAGCAUUCAAUGGUCAAGCAUGGUUGGUCCUUCACAGGCCACUUAUAAAACACCAACUGCUUUGCUUUUAAAAUCAAAUAAGGACAUGCUAGCAUUUGGAUACGAGGCAGAAGAACAGUACAGUGAGCUGGCAGACGACAAUGCUCAUUCUGGGUAUUAUUUCUUCAGAAACUUUAAGAUGAUGUUAUAUGAAAAUGAGACUCUGAGGAAUGAUACAGUCCUUUUUGAUGAUGAAGGACAUUCGAUGCAAGUCAAAGACAUUUUUGCUCACAGUAUCACCUAUAUGAAAGGACGUCUUCUGGAUGAAUUGAAAUCCAGGGGAAAUAUGAUUAGAGAGGAGAACAUAAGGUGGGUCAUAACGGUCCCUGCGAUAUGGAAUGAUGCUGCCAAGCAGUUUACACGAGAGGCAGCGAUUAAGGCUGGCAUACUAAGUUACAGAAUAAAACUUGCUCUGGAACCCGAGGCCGCAUCUAUAUACGCCAAAGAAAUCCUCAUCGAAAGAUCGCAUGGUUCAAGUCAACAACGGAUGCCAUCAUUUGAGAAAGGGACCAGAUUUAUUGUUCUUGAUCUUGGAGGUGGAACGAUUGACAUUACACUGAAAGAGAUAGCUGACGAAAACACUCUCAAAGAAAUUCAUCAUGCUUCCGGUGGACCUUGGGGAGGACUAACGGUCAAUAAAGAAUUUAUAACUUUUUUAGAGGGUCUUGUUGGAAAAGAGGUUGUUGAUGAGCUGAAAACAAAACAUAGGGCCGCUUGGUUAGAUUUAGAGAGGGAAGUUGAGUCAAAGAAGAGAAAUACAAGAGGAGACAAAGAUGGGCGAAUUCUUAUCCAAAUCCCUGGCGAAUUACAAGAUAUCUACGAGAACAAGAAUGGCAAGAAACUUAUCAAUGCUAUUGCAUUUGAAACAAAGUAUGCUGGAAAAAUUGACAUCAGAAGAAAUUGUCUUCGAGUAGAUAAAUCCAUCAUGGAAACUUUUUUCAAGAAUUGCUUGGAUAAUAUUGUAAAGCAUAGUAAGAGUCUGCUAGCGAAAUCUGAGGCUCGGGACAUUAAAUAUCUUAUUCUCGUCGGUGGGUUUGCAGAAUCUGAGUAUAUGAGAACUGAGAUAGCUAACGCAUUUAGUAAUCUUCAGGUGUUCAUCCCAGACGAACCAUGGCUUGCAGUCGUGAGAGGGGCCGUGAUAUUUGGACAAAAACCGUCAGUGGUUAAAUCACGAAUAUCCAAGUAUACCUAUGGAACGUCCGUCAUUCGAUAUUUUCUGGAGGACUUCGAUGAUCCAGAAAACAAAAUAGAGGAAGAUGGCAAACCGUACUGCAGAAAUGUGUUCAACAAGCUUGCAGAAGUUGGUCAAUCUUUUGAAGUUGGUGAAACAGCCGACACCGAGGUCUUUGCACAUAGAGUAGAUAUGACGAAGAUGAAGAUAAGGGUUUAUAGGUCUACUGAAGCGAAUCCUCGUUACGUCACUGAUGGAAGCUGCUUACAGAUUGGGAAUAUGGUGCUUGAUAUGCCAGGUUAUGGAAGUGAAAGAAAGGUCACAGUGUCCUUAAGUUUUGGGGAUGAAGAGAUAACAUGUAAAGGUGUCAACGAAUCAGGGGAAUCAGUUCAUGUUAAAUUGGAUUUGCUCUCUGAUUCCUAGGUAGUUCGACUAAUAUCAGCGUAUAUAUACAGAAUAUGGAGUGAUGGCAUUGCAAUAGUUAUGAUUCUUAUGCUAGGACAAAGAGAUCAAACUUUUCUGGAAGUAAAUGAUAACAGUAUUAGUUUCUAGUUUAGGUAACUCCAUUGGAAUAAAUCAAUGAUAUUCUUACGCAUCGUAUUCAAUGUAGCUGCUUCAAAAAUUAUUCAUUUUAAAUAUUUGUAAUUCUUACUUGUAUCAAUUCGUGUAAAAAAAAAUCUUCCAAGUCUCUGAUGAUAACGAUGUAGCCUCUUACUGUUUUGAUUCAGACAGAAUUCAUCAGAUGUAAAAGUGUAAUUGCACUACAUUGAUCAUGUUAUGUUUUGAUUGAUUGUAGAGUUUUAAUCAUGCGCAUUAGCUUUCAUAUGAAAUACUUGUAUACCCUACCUCAUUUCACUUUUCCACUAUUUUUGUUUAUCUGUGUUUAUAUAUACAUUCUAAAGGAUUGAUAUACAAAAUAUUUAUACA
Molecule: messenger RNA, 2291 nt
Organism: Saccostrea echinata
Lineage: Eukaryota; Metazoa; Mollusca; Bivalvia; Ostreida; Ostreidae
Product: heat shock 70 kDa protein 12A-like
Exons: 5
Coding region: 36-1787 (583 amino acids)
Molecular function (GO): ATP-dependent protein folding chaperone; ATP binding
Source: RefSeq, a predicted model, not a curated record